AUGGACACGAGAGAUGUCCUUGUUGUAAAUCCCACUAGUUCUAAUCAAGUUGAUCCGGAUUAUUCACAAACAGAAAAAAGACUUGAGAAGUGGUUCUCAGAAAAUCCCUCCAAGACAAUUAUUGCUACUGGUUUCAUAGCUAGCACACCUCAAAAUAUUCCAACAACUUUGAAGAGAGAUGGAAGUGACUUCUCUGCUGCUAUUAUGGGUGCUUUAUUCAGGGCACGCCGAGUCACAAUUUGGACCGAUGUUGAUGGUGUGUAUAGUGCAGAUCCUAGAAAAGGUGUGUGCUCACCCUUCUUUUGGGAUAUCAUUGAAUCUCAGCCCAGAAAAUGCCAAGAAGAAGAUCCAGUUGCACAAACCUCCAAAACCUUGCAUUUGGUUUCAGAUAUUCGACCCUCGUCCUCAAAUAAUAACAUCAAGGAGCCCCCAAGCUUGAGCUUGCCAAAUUAA
Molecule: messenger RNA, 453 nt
Organism: Ilex paraguariensis (yerba mate)
Lineage: Eukaryota; Viridiplantae; Streptophyta; Magnoliopsida; Aquifoliales; Aquifoliaceae
Source: the annotation of a GenBank genome assembly